GUUCAGACCCGUAUUCAUUGAAACUAAGGAUUUAGAAUUCUCCUGAUGGUCCCAGAGUUGUCUUGUUACUAAUCUCAACUUCAAAUUCACUUGAUUUCUCUGGUAUAUUUGUUUGUUGUCUCCCCUAUUAGCCGGGUGAUUUGAAACGUUUUCAUGCAUAAACAUGAGAACGUAUGCUGUGUUCUACAAGGGAUACCUCAAACUCUUGAUAGCUAGUUUGUGGAGCAUGAUUUGCCUGAUAUUCAGAAGGCACUUAAAAACAGCAUUAAAAUACCAAAGUGUGAAAUAUGAUAUUGUUCCUUUAUCUCCCUUAUCUAAGUACCGGUUGUGUACAUUAAGACGAAAAGUUAUGGUACUAGAUUUGGAUGAGACACUGAUUCAUUCAGUACACGAUGGGAUAAUGCGGCCAACGGUCAGACCAGGAACACCUCCAGAUUUCGUUCUCAAAGUUUUUAUUGACCAUCAUCCUGUUCGCUUCUCCGUUCAUAAACGACCGCAUGUUGAUUUUUUCCUCAAUGUGAUAAGCCAGUGGUACGAACUUGUAAUAUAUACAGCUAGUCUUGAAAUUUACGGAGCAGGAGUAACUGAGUUGCUCGACAAUGGACGCCAUAUUCUUCAGAGACGAUUUUACAGACAGCAUUGUACAUAUGAUAAUGGCAGCUAUUCAAAGAAUCUUUCCCUAAUUACCUCUGAUAUGGCUUCUGUAUUUAUAUUAGACAAUUCUCCAGGGGCCUAUCGAUCAUAUCCUGAUAAUGCUAUUCCGAUUCGGUCGUGGUUUUCCGAUUCACGUGAUACAGCCCUUCUAUGUCUACUACCAGUACUGGAUGCUCUUAGGUUUGUGAGCGAUGUACGUUCAGUACUAAGUCGUAAUUUACACAGGCCCCAAUCCAUACUACCUUAACACUAAUACAUGCAUACAUGUUCUUCUGUCCAAAUACCUGAUUACCUUUUUGUGUGACCAGAUUUCAUAGGUUCUAAUUAUUAUUAAUACUUAGUUGUAUAUUCAACUUCACAAUUCUCAUUUCAGUUAAACCUUUCUAGUGCGUUAAUCUUUAUACUUAGAAUUUUAUCAGACUAUAUAAUGUGUACAUGAUGUUUUCUAAUUUCAUUAGGGCUCCUUAUCUAAUAGACUCAGUACUGUGUUUUGGAUUAUUAUUCUCAAUAUCUUUCUGUGUUUGCUACGUUUUUGUUCAUGUUUUAAAGCUUUAUAAUCUUUUUGUCUCCAGUCCACUCUAUUGUCUGCACAGUACUACUCUAUUUUGCGUCUGUUGUUUGAUUCCAUGAAUAACUUUAGGGAGGUGUUGUUCAAAUUAGUAUGUAUACUCUACUUUUUCUGUGUACGCCUCAGUUAAUAUGAAAUAGGUACAAUUGAUUUGUUGAUACACUACUAGAAUAGCAUAUUCUAUUGUCCUUGUGAGCUAAAAUUGUAUUAUAUUUUGAAUACUUUGUUUCUUAUACUUAUCAGUAUUAUACCUGUUGUUAUUUUUAGAAUUCCCUUCAUGUCUGAUUCCAGUCUCUAUUUCCUUCUUUUUCUUCUAAUGAUAAAUACAGUUAUUUAAACCUAAUUAUUACCUCAAUAACCAAUUCUACCAGCUUUCUUGUGUGUGUAAAUAAUAAAUAUACAAUUUAUUUCUUACUGUAAAUUAGCUUUCUUUUUGUGGACAUAUUUAAACUAUACGUUGGAGUGGCCUAGCGGUCUAAGGCGCUAGACUCAAGUGUUCUUCUGGGUGUUCUGGUUCACGAUGUGGGCGUGGGUUCGAAUCCCACCUCCGACACAUACUCGCCCCCAAAUGCCCUGGUACGACCGAGGGUGGGGAGAGUCUGCUCUUCCUCUCAGGACGCGUUCACAUGGCCAUGUGUAUGCAACCACUGUCAGAGAAGUUCUACUCACUUCCUUCUCGCGGCAUCACCGUUGUUUACAAAAUUGAAAGAACGAAAAGCAAAUGUUCGGCGCUUUGACCGGGCUGGUGGAUAUGGAGGAUCCACCUAAGGGGGUUAGAAAACCCUUAUUCCAAACUGAUGGUACAUAUGGGCUGGCUCCAGUAUCCUGAAGGAACAAAUAGUGUAUGAACCAAUUGUUGGUCACCGGUUACCAUAGGACUGCAUCUCCCUACGUUGCUCCACUGUCUUGUGUAUUAGACCUUUAGGUUGAAGUCUCGGGGUGUGACCCCCUGGGAAAGCCACCUGCUUCGAUCUGGGCACCCAAGCAGUAUCACAGCCCACACAAAUCGAGUGACUUGUGUUGCGCAUUUGUAUUUAUGUGUUCAAGUGUUAUAAGGUAAAAAAUAAUGCUGAUGACAGGGUAAUUUUUGGGAUAUUUUCCUGAAUAUCCCAACACCUUUUUUUGGAGAUCCGGAGUUGAUGUCCGGAUUUUAAAUUUUUCUCGCGUCUAUCCUCCCCCUCGAAAUAAUGUUGGGUCCUCAUUUACCCAAGGAACAGUUGAUGUGACUCUAUUUGAAGCAUAUUUCCCGCGUUGAGUAGAGAGUCCACUAGGACUGACUAGAUGGUGAGGAUCAGCGACAGUAGAUAUGAGGUCAUUAGGGUUUAAUUCUUGUGAAACAUUCCCAUCAGAUCUCUUCAAAAUUCCAUUAGUGGAUAAUGUUUCAUUAAAAUAAACAGCAUCUAUCAAAAUUGUAUUAGAUUUCUGACCAUUAUUUGAAGUAUGGGACAUAUUUUCUGGCAAAACAAUGGGAUCUUUUCGUGAGCUGGAUAUGCCACUGUCUGUACAUGCUGUUUCGAGGAUAAUGGAGUUUGACUCCAUUACCGGGAAUGUUUCUGGAAUGGAAAGUACUGGACCACUGGGCGCAUCGUGGAUGACUGCUGUCUCGUUUGAAGUACAGUUCAUCGAGGAUUCAUGAAGGCUGUUGUCAUUUUCCAGCUCACUGUGUAAUUCAGAUAUCAAUCCAUCCACCUCCGUCGCGUCUUAGUAGCAUGAAAGAUUUAGCAGCUGCGUGCGGAAUUUGACUAGUAGCUCCAAAUGUCGUUCAAAGAGCAGCUGUAAUCGAUCGGAAGGGAGAGUCAUUUUUUCGAAUCAGCACCUGUGAUGAAAAUUACUGUAUGAAUAAUGACCAAUGUCGUUGAAGGACAGUGACGACAAUCUGGAUGCUGAUUGGUUGAAUAAUUAGACUGGAUGUCGUCCAAUUACAGAAUGACUUUGGGUUGUUUUUUUUCUUCAUCCCC
This is a messenger RNA of Schistosoma haematobium, 3180 nucleotides long. It is a transcript of the gene CTDNEP1, whose product is annotated as CTD nuclear envelope phosphatase 1. Gene Ontology annotation, molecular function: protein serine/threonine phosphatase activity. The record is from RefSeq and is a predicted model, not a curated record. The transcript is spliced from 6 exons. Lineage: Eukaryota; Metazoa; Platyhelminthes; Trematoda; Strigeidida; Schistosomatidae. The coding region runs from base 164 to 901 and encodes 245 amino acids.